Messenger RNA from Fusarium coffeatum, 3366 nucleotides. RefSeq lists its product as uncharacterized. The coding region runs from base 1 to 3366 and encodes 1121 amino acids. The record is from RefSeq and is a predicted model, not a curated record. Gene Ontology annotation, biological process: nuclear-transcribed mRNA catabolic process, nonsense-mediated decay. The transcript has 4 exons. Lineage: Eukaryota; Fungi; Ascomycota; Sordariomycetes; Hypocreales; Nectriaceae. Gene Ontology annotation, cellular component: exon-exon junction complex; cytoplasm. Gene Ontology annotation, molecular function: protein binding; RNA binding.
AUGGAUCGCGCAAGAAAGCGCGAACUGCGCACGUUGAACGAAAAGGCAUGGGAUGGCGAAUCUGACUUGUUCCCGGUUGCGAAGAGCCUCGAUUCAUCACUCAAAAAGAACACUGCUUUUAUCAAACGACUUCGAACCGCUGUCACUGCUGCAACCCUCAGCACCUUCCUCCAGGAAAUCCGAACCUUGAGCUUGCACAAGUACCUUUCCGAGAUCAUAUCUGCCUGUUAUGAAGGGCUUUGUAGACUCAAGUCUCCCGGCGAGAUCGAAGCUGGCGUCGAAAUCGUCAGUGCGCUCCAUCAGCGAUUUGGGCCUAGCGAAUUUACGGAAUAUCUGGCAUGGCUGCUUGGGAAGGGCAUGGCGACCCCUGAUAAGGGUAUUCUCAAGUCUCUGGCACCCGAGGUUCGCGAGAAGGAAGAGAAGGAGCGCAUCACACGACAGCGCGCAUUAUUGCGUGUUGUAACAGAGUUGUGGCUUGUAGGAGUCAUCAGGACACUCGACGAUGUUAGCAAGCCCGACGACGCUAUGAAAGGCGCUGCGGGCAAGACACCCGAAUUGAAAACCAGGACGAACAAGGGCACUGGCGCAGAGCCCUUCCCUCUCGAAGUGCUAAAGGAUUUACUCGGAUACGAUCGCGAACACGCAAACCUCCCGCUUCUCGUUAUCUUUGUCAAGUCAUUCAGCUGGGACAUUCUCGGUGUGAAGCCGAUGGGAGCCGAUGGCCGCAAGACGGUAGAGGAAGAUGGUACGACAGAAGGACACGACGCCGAGCAUGGUGAUGGUGGCGAGAACGAGACAUCUGCGGACGAAGACCAACCCUUUACCGAACCCGAAAUGCGCGAGCGAUUCAGAAGUAUCUUGAAAAAGUAUUUCGAUGAUGUCAAAGGACAUAUUACUCGAGACCAGAAGUCGAUACAGUCGCAAGCCCGGCGCAACGCUGAGGCCUAUGUCAAGUCUGGUGAGGUUUUCGAAGAUCGCCAGUCAAAUUACGAGAAACAGGUUAAGGCUCAGGAACGCCUCGUAUCUAACGCCCAAGUGGUCGCGGAUGCUAUUGGGGCUGAAAUGCCCCAUUUGAAAGAUUCCGACGAUUCAUUUGCCGCCUCCAACGGUUCCAUCGGUCUUGUGAAGACGGGGGAUUACCUUCGCUCUAUGGGAGACGGUGCAGGAAUCUGGGAAGACGAAGACGAGCGUCGCUUCUACGAAAACCUGGUUGAUUUGAAAGGUAAAGUACCAGCUAUUUUGCUGGAGGAUGGCAAAAAGAAAAAGACGGAUACAGACGAACAGGUGGGCAAGAAGCAGGACCCGGCUGAAGUAACCGAAACCACUAAGACUGUUGAGACUACCGAUGAUCAGUCUACAUCCAUUGCAAAUCGAACCAUUGGAGCACAGGUCGACGCUCUCCUUGCUCGUCUGCCAGAAUUGACAAACAAGGACAUUGUCGACCAGACGGCCAUUGACUUCUGUUUUCUGAACUCUAAGGCGUCACGCAACCGUCUUGUCAAGGCACUGACCGAGGUUCCAAAAGGCCGAAGCGACUUGCUGCCGUCAUGGUCACGACUCGUUGCUACAUUGGGACGAUACAUGCCCGACGUUCCGAAAGGUCUUGUUGACUACCUCGAUGCUGAGUUUCGAAGCUUGCAAAGGCGGAAAGAGAAGGACUUUUUGGGUCAAGUUCGCUUGAGCAACAUUCGCUACCUUGCUGAAUUAACAAAAUUCGGCAUUGUUCCGGAACAUGUCGUCUUUCAUUGUCUGAAAGUCAGUCUUGAUGACUUUUCACGUAUGAACAUCGAGAUUCUCUGCAACCUUAUCGAGAAUUGCGGUCGAUACCUCCUUCGAAAUCCCGAAACAGCCCCGCGUAUGAUGAGCUUUCUCGAAACCCUUCAGCGCAAGAAGUCGGUUCAGCACAUCGGACAACCAGAGCGUAUGCUUAUCGACAAUGCUGUCUAUUACGUGGACCCGCCGGAACGUUCAGCUAUUGAACAAAAGGAACGCACUCCCAUGGAACUCUUCGUUCGCAAAUUGAUCUAUGUUGAUAUGACCAAGAGAAAUUAUAGCAAGAUCUUGAAGCAGAUCCGAAGACUUCAUUGGGAGGAAACAGAGGUGGUUGCUAUUCUGGAAAAGGUGUUCUCGAAGCCAGGAAAGGUCAAAUACGGAAGUGUCCACCUCCUUGGAAUCCUGCUCAGCGCGCUCUAUCGUUAUCACCCUGCUUUUGUGGUCAAGGUGAUCGAUAACGUGGUUGAAUCUAUGACCUUUGGUCUUGAGCAGAAUGACUAUAGGUUUUAUCAGCGCCGCAUCGCUGAGGUGAAGUACCUCGGAGAGCUUUACAACUACCGCAUGCUUGAGCACCCGGUCAUCUUUGACACCAUGUACAAGAUCAUGACGUUCGGGUAUGGCGGACCGCCCGUUCCUGGCAGGUAUAGCCCCCUGGAUCCUCCUGACGACUUUUUCCGAAUUCGCCUCGUCUCCACGAUGCUCGAGACAUGCGGUAUGUUCUUCAACCGUGGAGCAGCGGGCAAGAAGUUGGAUUACUUCCUCUCUUUCUUCCAGUACUACAUCUUUACCAAGGCGUCCUUACCUAUGGAUAUCGAGUUCCUGGUCCAAGAUACCUUUGCUCUUACACGGCCACAAUGGAAGCUCGCCUCCGGGUUGGACGAGGCAGUCAAAGCCUUCCAGCUUGCUGUUGCCCAGGACCAAAAGUCUGCGGGCGUCGACAGAGCAGUCGACGUGGAUGAUGCCACAAGCGACACAUCAUCCGACGAUGACAAUGUGGACAAUGACGAAGAUGGCGACGAAAACGAUGAUAGUGCUUCGGAAGAGGAAGAAGCAGAGGAUGUGGAAGACGACUCGGAUAGUGAGAGCACUUUUGACGAGGAGGCUAUCGUCGUUACCCGACAAGAAGAGGAAGUUGAUCCUGAAGACGAAGCUGACUUUGAGCGCGAAUAUGCCAAGAUGAUGGCGGAAAGUCUCGAGUCGCGCAAGUUUGAGCGCAAACAGCUUUUCGACGUGCCACUUCCUGUUCGCUCCAAGGCUCGAGAAACAACUCCCACAGAAGGGGGCGAAGGGGAGGCUCCCCCAGGUCACACUAUGGCCUUUUCUUUGUUGACCAAGAAGGGCAACCGCCAACAGACGCGAACUGUUGAACUUCCUUCUGAUUCGACAUUUGCAAUUGCCAUGAAAACCCAGCAACAGGCUGAGCGGGAGGAACAGCAGCGCAUCAAGAACUUGGUGCUCAACUACGAUCUUCAACAGAACGAGGAUCAAGAUGGUGGUACAUACCCUCACUCCCCACGACUUUUUCGAAACACCAAUAUUCACAGAACAACUCAGGCAACGAAAGACCGGCGACGUUUCAUCACAACCGAUUAG